AUGACCGAUGACAUAUGUCGUCCAGCUGAGAGCCGAGCGAACGAAUCCCACAGGGUUGAGGAGGUCACUGUGUCCUGCUGCCACCACCACCACUGCUGCCUCAAUGACCACAGCUGCUUCGACUACAACCACAGCUUCCGUGAUGACAACCACAGCUGCACCAACUUCAACCACACCUGCUCUAACAAGAACCACAGCUGCUGCCACAACAACCACAGCUGUUCAAACUACAACCACCGGAGCAGCCAACACAACCACAGCAGCUACUACAGAAGCUACUACAGCAGCUGCCACAACAACCACAGCUGCUUCCACUACAUCCACAUCUGCUACCAUGACAAACAUUGCUGCUGCCACGACAACCACAGCUGCCACCACCACCGCUGCUGCCUCAAUGACCACAGCUGCUUCGACAACAUCCAAAGCUGCUGCCACAUCAACCACAGAUGCUGCCACAACAACCACAGAUGCUCCAACCAAAACCACUGCAGACGCAACCACAACCACAGCUGCUGCCACGACAACCACAGCUGUUCAAUCUACAACCACCGGAGCAGCCACCACAACCACAGCAGCUACGACAGCAGCUACAACAGCAGCUGCCACAACAACCACAGCUGCUUCCACUACAUCCACAGCUGCUACCAUGACAAACAUUGCUGCUGCCACGACAACCACAGCUGCCACCACCACCACUGCUGCCUCAAUGACCACAGCUGCUUCGACAACAUCCAAAGCUGCUGCCACAUCAACCACAGAUGCUGCCACAACAACCACAGAUGCUCCAACCAAAACCACUGCAGACGCAACCACAUCCACAGCUGCUACCAUGACAAACAUUGCUGCUGCCACGACAACCACAGGUAA
Salvelinus fontinalis (brook trout) is the source of this 867-nucleotide messenger RNA. RefSeq names its product histidine-rich glycoprotein-like. The coding region runs from base 1 to 867 and encodes 288 amino acids. NCBI's taxonomy places the organism in Eukaryota, Metazoa, Chordata, Actinopteri, Salmoniformes, Salmonidae. The transcript is spliced from 2 exons. The record is from RefSeq and is a predicted model, not a curated record.